Messenger RNA from Musca vetustissima, 2196 nucleotides. It is a transcript of the gene GlyS, whose product is annotated as glycogen [starch] synthase. The record is from RefSeq and is a predicted model, not a curated record. The transcript is spliced from 7 exons. Gene Ontology annotation, cellular component: cytoplasm. Gene Ontology annotation, molecular function: alpha-1,4-glucan glucosyltransferase (UDP-glucose donor) activity. Gene Ontology annotation, biological process: glycogen biosynthetic process. Lineage: Eukaryota; Metazoa; Arthropoda; Insecta; Diptera; Muscidae. Bases 4 to 2196 code for a protein of 730 amino acids.
AAGAUGUUUCGACGGCAGUUGUCUUUCCGCUUGGAGGAUACCGAUCACGAUGCAUAUGGCCUAAGAAUGAAUCGUCGUUAUUCGCGCGUUGAGUCCGGAGCGGACCUCAAGGACUACUUUGAUAGAGGCGAUAUUGCGUCCCGGGAAAACCGUUGGACUUUUGAGAUCGCAUGGGAAGUCGCUAAUAAAGUUGGAGGCAUUUACACUGUUAUACGAUCAAAAGCCUAUGUGUCGACUGAAGAAAUGGGGGAACAGUUGUGUCUCAUGGGUCCCUACAAGGAGCAGUGUGCCCGAACCGAAAUGGAAGAAAUUGAAUUUCCAAGAGGAAACCCCCUACUGGAUGCCGUAAAUAGUUUGCGCUCUCGAGGAUACAAAAUACACACCGGCCGUUGGCUCGUUGACGGCAACCCUCAGCUGAUUCUAUUCGACAUUGGUUCAGGGGCUUGGAAAUUGGACCAGUUUAAGUCGGAAUUGUGGGACAAGUGUCAUAUCGGAGUACCGCACCUUGAUGUUGAAAGCAAUGAUGCCAUCAUUUUGGGUUUCAUGAUAGCCGAGUAUUUGGAAGAGUUCCGAAGAUGCGCUUCGGAGUAUUCUCAAGCAAACGAUUUGCAGGUGCCUCGCAUCGUAGCUCAUUUCCAUGAAUGGCAAGCUGGUGUUGGUUUGAUCGCCCUGAGAACUCGGCACGUUGAGAUUGCAACAGUCUUCACUACGCAUGCCACUUUGCUAGGACGUUAUUUGUGUGCCGGUAACACCGAUUUUUAUAAUAACUUAGACAAGUUUGCUGUGGACGAGGAGGCGGGCAAACGACAAAUAUACCACCGAUACUGUUUGGAACGCGCUGCCACCCAUUUGUCGCAUGUUUUCACAACCGUUUCCGAGAUCACAGGAUACGAAGCGGAACAUUUACUCAAACGUAAACCCGACAUUAUAACGCCCAACGGCUUAAAUGUUAAGAAAUUCUCAGCUAUUCAUGAAUUCCAAAACUUGCAUGCCAUGGCUAAGGAAAAAAUAAACGAGUUUGUGCGAGGUCACUUUUAUGGGCACAUGGAUUUCGAUUUGGACAAAACUUUGUACUUCUUUAUUGCUGGUCGUUACGAGUUCGGAAAUAAAGGUGCUGAUAUAUUCAUCGAAUCGUUGGCUCGUCUGAAUGCAAUGCUAAAGCAGGAGAAGCCCGACACAACUGUUGUUGCGUUCCUGAUUUUCCCCACCAAGACAAAUAAUUUCAACGUUGAUUCCCUACGCGGUCAUGCAGUUGUCAAACAGUUGCGAGACACCAUUAAUGGAGUGCAACAAGGCAUUGGCAAACGACUGUUUGAUUCGUGUCUCAAGGGACACAUACCUGGCCCAGACGAGUUGCUCACAAAGGAUGACCUUGUGAAAAUUAAGAGGUGUAUGUACGCCCUGCAGAGAGAUUCUAUGCCCCCCGUUACGACUCACAAUAUUGUGGACGAUUGGAAUGAUCCUGUGCUUGGGGCUAUUAGACGCUGCCAACUUUUUAAUACUGUGCACGAUCGCGUGAAAAUGGUAUUUCAUCCGGAGUUUUUGACUUCAACAAAUCCCCUGUUUGGAAUCGAUUACGAAGAAUUUGUUCGUGGCUGUCAUUUGGGUGUAUUUCCAUCAUACUACGAACCAUGGGGUUAUACUCCUGCUGAGUGUACCGUUAUGGGCAUACCAAGCAUUACGACAAAUCUUUCCGGUUUCGGAUGUUUCAUGGAAGAGCAUAUCAGUGAUCCGAAGUCGUAUGGUAUUUAUAUUGUAGAUCGUAGAUAUAUCGGCUUGGAGAACACCAUCCAGCAAUUGGCGAGCUAUAUGAUGGACUUUUCCAGACUUAAUAGAAGGCAGAGAAUUAUACAACGUAAUCGCACGGAGCGCUUGAGUGAUUUGCUUGACUGGAGGACUCUUGGCAUUUAUUACAGGCAAUCACGUGUAAAAGCCUUGCAAGCCGUGUAUCCUGACUAUGUGGAUGAAAGCUCGCUAUACAGUUCCCGAAGCAAUUUGAAUUUCUCAAGGCCUUUCAGUGAACCGCCAAGCCCUUCAUCGUCAAGUAAGUAUUUAUGUGUAUGCACUACCGAUAUAAUAAUUCUGACAUCACCAACUUUUUUAGGACACACAACGCCUGCACCAUCGGUUCAUGGCUCCGACGAAGAGGAUUCUGUAGAUGAAGAAACUGAACUUAAGGAAUUGGGCAUCAAGUAG